AGUGGCAACUGAUCCCUCGGAUCACUCAAAUUUCCCAAUUCAACGGGAAAGGAAAAGCGGCAGUGUGCGCCACAGAGAGGGAGCCGUCGGAGCCAGAGACAAACGGACACGAAGGAGAAACGCCAGCCGCGGCGUUCCUCCUCUUUUGACAUUGACAGCUCUUCAGCGGCAAACCGCAGCAUCAGGAAGACAAUCUAUGACCACUGUUCACAACAGACGAUCGACUUUGAACCUGUUUGUUUAAAUAAACGGACUUAACAACUCCCAUGCCCAUAUCUUGUGGGUCCCGAAGAGGAGAAAGAAGUUACAGUUACUCCGUGCCGUUUGGACAACAAGAGACACCGACGCAGGAAACGCCGAACUUACCAGCCGCCGGUUCCAUACAACGCAUUCGGCUUAAUGACUGCAUUUCUUGUCUCUCACGGACAGUUGCUUUGCGCAUGGAAGAUGGCGUGGACAGGCUGACACAAUAUCACAUAUUCUUCCCCCUGCCCCCCAUACCUUACCCCGUGGGGGGAACAAGGAGCAUCCGGGGGGAGGGGGUAACUAGUGAAACCACGGCGACCUGUGCCGCCUUCCCACUCCGCGUUGGAGUGCCCGGCCCCGCCGGCCUGGGUGGGAUGCGGCUCUCCGUGCUUCUGGGGAUCCUAAUCGUCUGCACCCUGCUUCUCGCAACUGUAACUGAGGGUUGUGGGCCGGGGAGGGGACACGGCAAGAGACGUCCGCCGAAAAAGCUCACACCCCUUGCUUAUAAGCAGUUCAGCCCAAACGUUGCGGAGAAGACACUGGGUGCCAGCGGCAGACACGAAGGGAAAAUAACGAGAAAUUCGGAACGAUUUAAAGAGCUAACACCAAACUAUAACCCUGAUAUAAUAUUUAAGGAUGAGGAGAACACCGCUGCGGAUCGACUCAUGACCCAGCGCUGCAAGGACAAGCUGAACUCCCUGGCUAUCUCCGUGAUGAACAUGUGGCCAGGGGUGAAGCUGAGGGUGACGGAGGGCUGGGAUGAGGACGGCCACCACUCGGAGGACUCCCUCCACUAUGAGGGCAGAGCCGUGGACAUCACCACCUCGGACCGGGACCGGAUCAAAUACGCCAUGCUGGCCCGACUGGCUGUGGAGGCCGGUUUCGACUGGGUCUACUACGAGUCCAAGGCCCACGUGCACUGCAGUGUCAAGUCAGAGCACUCUGUGGCGGCUAAGACGGGGGGCUGCUUCCCUGGCCGUUCUCUGGUCACCCUGGAGGAUGGGAGCAGGAAGGAGGUUCAGGACCUCCAGCCAGGGAAUCGCAUCCUGGCGUCCUCGGAGUCAAACGCCAGCGGCGAGCUCGUCUACAGCGAGUUCAUCACCUUCCUAGACCGGCAGCCUGAAGCGCGGAAGCAGUUCUACGUGCUGGGAACGGCCACCGGGGCCAACCUGACCCUCACCGCCGCGCAUCUCGUGUUCGCGACUCAGGGGAACUGCUCGGCGGGGUCGGCGGUCACGCGGACUAUGUACGCCAGCGACGUGCGGCCGGGACAAUGUGUGCUGACGGCCGGCCCAGGGGCCGGGACGGACCAGGGGCCACAGGUCCGUCUGUCCCCCGUCGUCUGGGUCCGAGUCCAGGUGGACACGGGGGCGUACGCCCCGCUGACACAGCACGGCUCGCUGGUGGUCAACGGCGUCCUGGCAUCGUGCUACGCUGCUAUGGACCAGCCCCAGAUAGCCCACUGGGCCUUCGAGCCGCUCCGCCUGAUGUACGGCUGGACAGGUUGGAGUGGGUCCCCGCAGGGAGGCGGACUACACUGGUACCCCUGGGUCUUACAUCGGAUAGGAACCCUCCUACUGGACCCGGGACACUUCCACCCCUGGGGGGUGGCAACACACGACCCUGAGAGAUAAACAGGAAGACAUUAACCCAGACCAGAAAUGUCAGGAAGAACAGAGAGAUAGAGAGGUAGAGAGAGAGAGAGAGAGAGAGAGAGAGAGAGGUAGAGAGAGAGAGACAGGUUAGAGAAGGGAAAUGAAGGACAAAGAACUGGGAAUCACUCUGCUGAGUUCUGGGUGGUGGGACCAACAAGGGAGCUUGAGUCAAAUGGAAACCUUACUGUAGCUUUGUUUCCAUUAUUUUCAUGCAGACUUUCAAGCAGAGUUGUAUAUGCGAUGGAUAUUUAGAAAAUCGUUUGCUGAAGCUGUGCAGCAGAGCAGGAUUGAUUUCUGUCUGAUUAACACUUUAAUACAUUUGAAGAGAUUUGUGUGUGAACAGUUCAGGGAGCAACAUUAGCAAAGACAACAUUCCUCUCAGCCUUAAUAAUCUCUCUAACUUAAUUGCAGAAAUGUUAGUAGGCUUUUUAUCACCAUGGAGCCAAUUCCGACCCGAGAUAAAUGCACUUAAAUGCGAAUGUAUUCCAAUUAUAUGCACUUUUCUCUUUCUCUACAUAUUCUGACCGUAAAGGUCAGACUGAGAUAACCCUUGUUUCAGCCCCUCAUGGGGUGGAGAAGAAAAGAGGGUAUGUUUUAGAGGUUUGUCUACAGAUAAGCUAUAAAUUAGUCUGACCUUGGCUGUGUUUGAGAGGAUCAAAAUGCUGAAUGAUCUGCGUGACUGAUCUGCAAAUCACCUUGCAUCAUAAAAAAUACUUGCUAUUAUUUAUAGAUCAGGCAGGCCAUCGGUCACAUUUACCCAUGAUACAUUGAGAUUUUGAUCCUCUCGAACACGUACUUUGGCCUCUAUCCGUCAUAAUUCCAGCACCUUUGCUCUGACAAAACAAACAUAAAAAAGACCCCAUUCUUCAGGCACUUUACAAUUCCAUAAUACCUAUUGAUUAGAGCAGAGCUGAACAAAUAAUGAAUGAACUCAGAUAAAGAGAUUGUUAAAAUAUAUAAUUGGUUUUAAUCUAUUUUACCUCAAUAUGACCCCUGGAGACAAAUGUGAAAACAGUCAUGAGGAAUACAGUAUUAAACCUAACAGCCUUCCCUCAGUGAAGUAUAUUUAAUAGUGGCAAUAUGCACAAUUGAAAUUGUAUGUCCUUUUAACUUAAAUUAAAGGGAUGAUAGAUUGUAUUUCCUUUUAACUGAUAUUAAAGGGAUGAUAGGCAAAUCAGAUAGUUAUUUUACACUACAAAUUGAACAACACGGUUUCCUCAGGAACAGAUAAUUCUAUAUAAAAUAAUCAGUUCAUCCUAUUAUAAUUCUAUAUGCAAUAAUAAUCUAUCCAGCCGAUUAUAAUUAUAUAUAGAAUAAUCAAUCAUUUUGUCCUAUUAUAAUUCUAUGUACAAUAAUCAUUCUAUACAAUAAUCAUUGUAUGAUGUAAAAAAGGAGGCAAAUAUCCUCCUUUUUUCUCCAAAUAUAGUUGGUCGACAAAAGCCAAAUUACCAGAAGUAAACUGUAUUUAAAGGGAUGGCUUUAGAUAAAAUGUAUUAAGAACUCCAUUAAAUGAAAAUGUAUCCAUGAGAAAAUUGGUUGGCCAGCCAGUGGGUGGGUUUUCAGUGGUUUAAUGAAAUGUUGUGCCGGAAAACCUUGACUACAUGAGCUUUCCCUUGCCUGGAAAUGACCGGUCUGUCUACCAAGUACAGAGAAGUGCAUAUAACGAGGGUGCAUUUACCUAGUCGGAAUCAGCCCCUGUAUUCUUUCCACACUUAACACUGGAAUGCAUCCCAAUACACACACUACACACUAGACUAAACACACCACAGAAGUCCAGCUCAGGUAAGGGGAGAGAGCAUUAAGAUGUUGAGACGAGGAGGCUUCAAAUACAGAAAUAAGCCAUGAGUUGUAUUUUUUAUGUAACAAACCCGAAAUCGCAGGCUACGGAGGAAAUAAAAGCAUAUUAUGUUUGCUUGGCCUACCGCAUGGGUUGUACUGGG
Molecule: messenger RNA, 3841 nt
Organism: Esox lucius (northern pike)
Lineage: Eukaryota; Metazoa; Chordata; Actinopteri; Esociformes; Esocidae
Gene: ihha
Product: Indian hedgehog signaling molecule a
Exons: 3
Coding region: 267-1880 (537 amino acids)
Biological process (GO): protein autoprocessing; cell fate specification; cell-cell signaling
Molecular function (GO): calcium ion binding; patched binding
Source: RefSeq, a predicted model, not a curated record